AUGCCGCCCCCCAUGCCCAAUCCCACCAAGCGGAUGACCGCCAACCCAGCGCGGCCCGUUGCAAGGUAUCGUCCCGGCAAACCAGUUGCGGGCCAAGAGUCGUCUGACGAAGAAGAAGAAUCCGAGGAGGAACAGCAGCAGCAGCAGCAACAACAACAACAACAACAACAACAACAACAACAACAACGCCGCCCUCAGCCACAGCGGAAGCCCCAAACAAUGCCUCAACCCAGACGGCCGCAGACCGCGGUACAGGAAGAAAGCGAAGAUGAAGACGAGGACGAGGAAGGCUUCGUUACGGAACCGGAAGACGAAGAUGAAGGCACAAGUGCCACGGUACCACCGCAGACCUCGGCAAAGCCUACGUCAGCGCAGUCCAGGAAUGUACCUGUGAAGCGGGAAGAACCACGGCCAGAGUCUGAAGGAGACGAAUCGGAAGAGGAGUCUGAAGAAUCUGAAGAAGAAGAGGAAAGCUCCUCCGAGGAGGAAGAGCCGCGACAGAAAUUCCAACGACCUACAUUCAUCAAGAAGACCGAACGGAAGCAAACACCUGGAGACGGAUUCCCGCAAGCAGCAGGCACCGGCCCUGGCAAUGCAGCUGACGCGGACGCCCAACUGGACGAACAAUCACGGCGUCGCGCACAAGCCGAGCAACUAAUCAAAGACAAACUGGAGCGCGACGCACUGGCCCGCGCACAGGGGAGGAAAGCGUGGGACGACGACGACGAGAUACUCCCGGAGGCGAUGGUCGAUGACACGGACGGGGUCGACCCGGAGGCGGAAUACGCGGCGUGGAAAGUGCGCGAGCUGAAACGGCUGAAGCGCGACCGUGAAGCCCUGAUCGCGCGCGAGAAGGAACUCGAAGAGAUCGAACGCCGGCGCCACUUGACCGCCGAGGAACGCGAACGGGAAGACAGGGAGUUUCUGGAGAAGCAGCGCGAGGAGCGAGAGACCGACCGGCCCAAGGCCCAGUUCCUCGCUCGGUAUCACCACAAGGGCGCCUUCUUCCAGGGCGACGAGGCCGCCGAGAUCCUCAAGCGCCGAAAUGUCAUGGGGGCUCAGUUCGAGGACCAGGUCACGGAUAAAUCCGUUCUGCCGGAAUACAUGCGUCUCAGAGACAUGACCAAGCUGGGCAAGAAAGGCCGCACGCGCUACACCAAUCUCAAGGGUCAGGAUACGGGCCAGUUUGGCGACGAAGUCAAACGCUGGAAGGGCAGUGGUAGUGCAGGUGACGCAGGGUUUGGCAGUGGAGGUCUUGCAGGUGUUGAUGAGAGGUUUUUGCCUGAGGACCAGCGUGGUGGGGGGAGGCAGGGUCCCUCUGGCGCGAAUGCCACUGCAGUAGCUCCCAGGCAAGAAAGAGAUCGUGAGAAGCACAGGUAUCGUGAUGAUGAUGAGGACGAUGAUCAUCGUGCCCGGCACACAGAGAGGAACAGAGACAGGGAGAGGAACAAGGACAGGGACAGCUAUCGCGAGCGCGAUCGAAGCUACGACCGGGAUAGGACCAGCUACUCGCGGAAGAGGUCGUAUUCUGCCUCGAGAUCCAUUUCAAGAUCAAGGUCUCGCUCGCCACGACGGCGAAGAAGAGAUGCGGAUGACAGGUAUUGGGCCGGUGAGCGUCCAAGAGAAAAAGAGCGAGAACGCGCAUGA
Molecule: messenger RNA, 1647 nt
Organism: Capronia coronata CBS 617.96
Lineage: Eukaryota; Fungi; Ascomycota; Eurotiomycetes; Chaetothyriales; Herpotrichiellaceae
Exons: 1
Coding region: 1-1647 (548 amino acids)
Biological process (GO): mRNA splicing, via spliceosome
Cellular component (GO): U2-type spliceosomal complex
Molecular function (GO): RNA binding
Source: RefSeq, a predicted model, not a curated record